Messenger RNA from Emiliania huxleyi CCMP1516, 683 nucleotides. RefSeq lists its product as hypothetical. The transcript has a single exon. The record is from RefSeq and is a predicted model, not a curated record. Bases 16 to 480 code for a protein of 154 amino acids. NCBI's taxonomy places the organism in Eukaryota, Haptophyta, Isochrysidales, Noelaerhabdaceae.
GAGUGGUCUGCUCUGAUGCUGGCGCACUGGAACCGCGAUCGCUCCUCGCGAGGCCGCUACGUUGCGCUCGUGGUCGGCUACUUCUUCAACCGCAUCGUCUACCUCGGCCAUCUCGUCUACUUCGCUCCCGACUUCAGCACACCCACCACGGGGCGCGAGGCCGUCUGCCUGUGGACGCUGCGACUACUGCACGCCCUCAUGUGCGUCUGGUUUGCCCAGCUGCUCGGGAAGCGCUCAAAGUACAGCUGGAGCUGGCACGGCGGCAGUGCCGCGUAUCAGCAGGCAAAGCAGCAGGAGGAGGCAACGCCGGCGCCGGAGCCAAAGGCGGCAGCACCGCCGCCGGCAAAGGCGGAGCCUUUCCCAGUCUCGGAGGAGAAGGCCGCACUGAUGCCGCGCGCGGGCUCGCCGCGCGAGCCGCUUGCCGCUUGCUCGCCUAACAGCGAGACGCGCACCCGACGCAAGACGCUGAUGGCGCAGUGAGGGAGAACGGACGCGCUCUCCUCCAUAGUCCGUACAGGUACAGGAUGGUCUCGCUCUCGGGGAAGGGAACUACAUGUAAGGGAUAAGGGCGCCGGUGUCGAUGACAUGUGUUGGUGUCGAGUGCGGGAGGGGGAGUGUCGAUGCUGGCAUGUGGUGGGGCGCAUGAGGUUCUUUUCCAAACGACUAGGUAUGUAUCCUCGAGC